This is a messenger RNA of Spinacia oleracea (spinach), 1865 nucleotides long. RefSeq lists its product as uncharacterized. Lineage: Eukaryota; Viridiplantae; Streptophyta; Magnoliopsida; Caryophyllales; Amaranthaceae. The transcript is spliced from 11 exons. The record is from RefSeq and is a predicted model, not a curated record. The coding region runs from base 143 to 1228 and encodes 361 amino acids. Gene Ontology annotation, molecular function: methyltransferase activity.
UGAAAAAAAAAAAAUUAAAAAAAAGAGGAAGAAGAAGAAAUACUCAAAUUCUGGAAGUCGGGAAUUUGGAGUUUCUCCUUGUAUAACCCCUUCUGUUGUGCUGACUGUGAAGCACAGUAAUAGAAGCAGAAGCAGUCUAAAAAUGGCGGCGGUGGCGCGCUUUCUUCCAUGGACGGCGAUUUCCGAAAAUCCGGCGAAAGUUUCCGGGUGGCGCAGUCAGUUCUCCCGCUUACUCUUCAAUUCAGUAUCAUCUCUCCUUCCCUUUCGUUACCCCAACUACGCCGUCGUUUCGUUCUGCUCCCUCUCUCAUAGCUCCUCUGAUACUGAUACUUCCGACAUCACCCUUCCACAGUCUCCAAAACAGGGGAACUUGAAGCCAGGGCUUUAUUUAGUAGGGACUCCCAUUGGUAAUCUUGAAGAUAUCACAUUGCGUGCGUUGCGGGUGCUGAAAUCAGCUGACGUGAUACUUUCUGAGGACACGAGGCAUUCGGGAAAGUUGCUUCACUAUUAUGGAAUUAAGACGCCCCUUAUGAGUUAUCACAAGUUUAAUGAGUAUCAGAGAGGAAGAACAGUUUUGAAACGUUUACAGGAGGGUGAAAUUGUCGCUCUGAUUAGCGAUGCUGGGAUGCCUGGCAUUAGUGAUCCUGGAACAGAAUUGGUGAAGCUGUGCGUUGAAGAAAAAAUCAUUGUAGUUCCAAUCCCUGGACCUUCAGCUGUACUUUCAGCUCUCUCUGCCUCGGGUUUGCCAACCGAUGACUUCACCUUCGUUGGAUUUCUUCCUAAGCAUGCCGGGUCUAGGAGAGAAAGGCUCUUGUUCUCAGCCGAUCAGAGUGCAACACAGAUUUUCUUUGUUCCUCCACACAAGCUACUUCAGUUUCUUGAAGAAACUUCUUCAGUUUUUGGCGACUCAAGGAAAUGUGUCAUAGCUCGAGAAAUGACCAAAAUCCAUGAAGAGUUUUGGCGGGGAACCUUUCAAGAAGCUAAGGAGGCAUUUGUAUCUCGAAAACCGAAGGGAGAAAUGACACUUCUAGUAGAGGGAAAGGCAAAGUGCAUUGAUGAACCUCCGCCGGAUUCUCAGAUUGAGGAUGAACUCAGGGAGCUCAUAACCAGUGGGCAUAGUCUGUCAACGGCUGUCAAGUUGGUUGCUGAAGGGACAUCAAGGAAAAGAAAGGAAGUUUACUCACUUGCAUUAAGGAAAUUUGGGAAGCAACUUGUGGAAGAGGAAUGAAAUGAAAGGCAGAAACCAUGUUUUAUUUUUUGUCAAUGACAAUCUUCAAGCCUCGGAGUGAUAGAGGUAGUAAUUUUGCACUACAGAAUUGCAGAAGAAUCCUUGAAAUUUCCUUUUACGGAGUUAGCAUGGUUAAUAUCAUUAAAGAGGCUUAAAACAUGAGCUCUUUGAACUUGGUUGUUGAAGCUGAGAUAACAUUUGGGGAAAGGUCUGUCAUGUGCUCUGAAGAUUUUGCUGUAAUCAAAAUAAGCGGUUGGUGGGAAGAUUAUAAAGGUAAUUUAUGUAAAUGGUCCAGCAUCGAGUAUUUGAUGUAGCACGAUGUGUUAAACUGUGUCAUUAGUGAAGAUGGUAAGUCGAUGAAUGAAUGGUUCGAGUUAGUAGCAGUAGCAUUUAGAUAUAGCAGGGACCAUGAGAAUACAAGACUAAUUGUAAGGUAUAUUAUGUAUAUACUUGGCAUAUUGUUAUGGUUGGGCGAUUUCAUAUACUUCAUAUCUGAUAUUACGUAUUUCGUAGGACAGUUAAGCAAUAAGUAUCAGUUUUCCUGGUCUCGCAUUUGUGAUUUGUGUAGUGGGUGCACCCUUUAUUUAGUUUGUAUAAUUGAUGAGAAAUGAAUUGAGCAAACUGGAGCCAUAUUGUA